Messenger RNA from Lathyrus oleraceus (garden pea), 3623 nucleotides. Its product is annotated as ATP synthase subunit alpha, chloroplastic. The record is from RefSeq and is a predicted model, not a curated record. Gene Ontology annotation, molecular function: ADP binding; proton-transporting ATP synthase activity, rotational mechanism; ATP binding. The transcript has a single exon. Gene Ontology annotation, biological process: proton motive force-driven ATP synthesis; proton transmembrane transport. Bases 318 to 1823 code for a protein of 501 amino acids. NCBI's taxonomy places the organism in Eukaryota, Viridiplantae, Streptophyta, Magnoliopsida, Fabales, Fabaceae.
UACAAGUUUGGAACAAUUCGAAAAUGACAAAAAUAAAACCAUUCAUUUUGAACAACAAAGGGCGAUUAAUCAAGUCCAACAAAGUGUUUUACAACAAGCAUUACAAGGAGCUCUGGGAACUCUUAAUAGUUGCUUAAACAACGAGUUACAUUUACGUACGAUCGGUGCUACUAUUGGUAUGUUUGGGUCGAUGAAAGCAAAAAAUAACUGAUUAGUUGUUCUACUAUAGAACUGAUUAGUUGUUCUACUAUAAUAGAGAGUAUAGGGAAGACUUAUUUUUGUUUUUCUUCGAAAAAGAAUCAAAUUUAGAAAUAUUCAUGGUAACCAGUCGUGCAGAUGAAAUUAGUCAAAUUAUCCGUAAACGUAUUGAGCAAUAUAAUACCGAAGUAAAAAUUGUAAAUACAGGUACCGUACUUCAAGUAGGCGAUGGCAUUGCUCGUAUUUAUGGUCUUGAUGACGUAAUGGCAGGUGAAUUAGUAGAAUUUAAAGAGGGUACCGUAGGCAUUGCUUUGAAUUUGGAAUCAAAAAAUGUUGGUGUUGUAUUAAUGGGUGAUGGUUUGAUGAUACAAGAGGGAAGUUCCGUAAAAGCAACAGGAAGAAUUGCUCAGAUACCAGUAAGUGAGGGUUAUUUGGGUCGUGUUGUAAAUGCCCUAGCUAAACCUAUUGACGGUCGAGGAGAAAUUUCAACUUCGGAAUCUCGGUUAAUUGAAUCUCCCGCUCCCGGUAUUAUUUCCAGACGUUCCGUGUAUGAGCCUCUUCAAACAGGACUUAUUGCUAUUGAUUCUAUGAUCCCUAUAGGGCGUGGCCAGCGAGAAUUGAUUAUUGGGGACAGACAAACAGGUAAAACAGCAGUAGCUACAGAUACGAUUCUCAAUCAACAGGGACAAAAUGUAGUAUGUGUUUAUGUAGCUAUUGGUCAAAAAGCAUCUUCUGUGGCUCAAGUAGUAACUACUUUACAAGAAAGAGGAGCAAUGGAAUACACUAUUAUAGUGGCUGAAACAGCAAAUUCCCCAGCUACAUUACAAUACCUCGCGCCUUAUACAGGAGCAGCUCUGGCUGAAUAUUUUAUGUACCGUGAACGUCACACUUUAAUUAUUUAUGAUGAUCCCUCCAAACACGCACAGGCUUAUCGCCAAAUGUCUCUUCUAUUACGAAGACCACCAGGUCGCGAAGCUUAUCCCGGAGAUGUUUUUUAUUUACAUUCGCGUCUUUUGGAAAGAGCCGCUAAAUUAAGUUCUCAGUUAGGUGAAGGAAGUAUGACUGCUUUACCAAUAGUUGAGACCCAAUCCGGAGAUGUUUCAGCUUAUAUUCCUACUAAUGUCAUUUCCAUUACAGAUGGUCAAAUAUUCUUAUCUGCCGAUUUAUUCAAUGCUGGGAUCAGACCCGCAAUUAAUGUGGGUAUUUCCGUUUCCAGAGUUGGAUCGGCGGCUCAAAUAAAAGCCAUGAAACAAGUAGCUGGUAAAUUAAAAUUGGAAUUAGCACAAUUCGCAGAAUUAGAAGCUUUUGCACAAUUCUCUUCCGAUCUCGAUAAAGCUACGCAAAAUCAAUUGGCAAGAGGUCAACGAUUGCGCGAGUUGCUUAAACAAUCCCAAUCAGCUCCUCUUACUGUGGAAGAACAGAUAAUAACUAUUUAUACUGGAACGAAUAGUUAUCUUGAUUCAGUAGAAAUUGCACAGGUAAGGAAAUUUAUCGUUGAGUUACGGGCUUAUUUAAAAACGAAGAAACCUAAAUUCAACGAAAUCAUAUCUUCUACCAAGACAUUCACUGGGGAAGCAGAAGCCAUUUUGAAGGAAGCUAUUCAGGAACAGAUGGAACUCUUUUGACUUCAGGAACAAGUAGAAAAAAAAUGGAUUCCAAAUUUCAUACCUUUAUAAUUUAGAUAAUUAGUCUGUUUCAAUAUUUAAAAUUUAAAUAAGAAUAAUCAAGAUAAGAAAUUUACAAUAUAGUUUUAGAAAUAUACGAAUUCAAGUAAUAUAUAUGCAAUAAAUUCAAUAUGUAAUAAAUUUGCGUCCAAUAGGAUUUGAACCUAUACCAAAGGUUUAGAAGACCUCUGUCCUAUCCAUUAGACAAUGGACGCUUUUCUUUUUUUCUUUCCCUUUUCACGAAAAUUUCAAGGGAAAGAAAAAAAAAAAUUCUAUAAAAUACUCUAUCUAUCCGAAUAUCGAAAUAAUAAUUAUUCUAACUAGAAUAAGACUAAAUAAUUCAAAUUGAAUAUUCAUAACUAAAUAAAGAAAUUUACUAAAAAAUAGAAUAUAUAUAGAGAAAUCGAAUAUAAGCGGGUAGCGGGAAUCGAACCCGCAUCAUUAGCUUGGAAGGCUAAGGGUUAUAGUCGACGUUUAUGAAUGAACGUCUCUAAUUCAAAACCGAACGUGAAACUUUUGUUUCAUUCAGCUCCUUUACAGAAUAAUUUUAGAGAUAGAUGGAAUACAUUACAAAAAAUCACCCAUAACAUCUAUGUCAGCCUUUCGGUAUGAAUACAAUUAAUGUUGCUUUUUAGAUGAUCCCUAUAGAAAACGAGGAUUUGAACAAUCUCUUUUUUUCUAGUUACUUCGUUCUCUAUUUCUAUUUGAUAGAAUCUUUAGGAAAAGAAUAAAAUUUCCGUCGAGCUAAAAAAAUAUGUUGAUGUUUCUAGUAAACUAAAAAAAUCGUUUAAUAGCUAUUUUGCUUCACUCUCUCCUAUACAAAACAAAUACAAAAAUGGGAAGAUUUAGUUACGAUUGGAAACAAAUUUUAGAUAUCUUUCUCCCUGGAUCCUUUACUUAUAUUCAAAAAUAGGGAUUCUUGAUCCAAUUGCAAAAACUUAUGUUUCAUAAUUUUAGAAUCAAUUCUAAAUUGUAUACAAAUUACGAUAAUGUAUAUUAUUCCUCGAAUUGCUCGUUGAGAGGUAUAAAGGAUUAAAUCCCUUUAAGUAAGAAAUACAGUUUUUGAUCGUGAUAUGAAUCACGCAAGGGACCCCUUAACUAUUCAGGAUCAAUAGAACGAAUCGCACUUUUACCACUAAACUAUACCCGCUACAAUACCAUUAUUGUAUAUAAAACGAUCUUUUGUCCAACAAGGGAAUCAGUCAUAAUUAUGAAAUAGGUGCAUAAUUUUAUGAGAAAUAGAGUGUUUCCAUGUUUCGUAAAGGGCCCCCUAAUGAAAUUUAGAAAAGGGGGCAAAUCUCAUUUUUGGAUUUUGUUGAAGGUAUUUUGACAGAUAGAUCUCGACAAAAUUACUAAACUAAAUUCAUAACACAAAAAUACAUUAUGCAAGCAAGAAUCCAUAGUUCUAUUUCUUUUUUUAGAUACGUUACCUGAUUCAUUCGUAGGAUAUACGAUCACAAAGUGAUUUUUAUUUUUGUUUGAUCAUAUUUAAAUGUUUGAAUUAAUUACAAGUUUCAAAUCUGAUACAGAAAAAUAAAUCAUUGUUAUCCAGGAUUCAUGGGAAAAAAGAGCUGUGCCAGUACCUAGCUGGACUCUGGUUGGAUAAAAAAACAAACUAAAAAAGAAAAUCUAAAAUUAUAGAUUUAGAUUAUCUAUUUAGUAUAUAUAGAAUGAAUAUAUAUUUGAAUCUAUAUUUAUGAGUUAAUAUAGAAUUAUGAAUAGUAAUGAAAUAAAAUUAUAAUCAAAUAGAAAAAAAAAAAA